Messenger RNA from Rubroshorea leprosula, 442 nucleotides. Lineage: Eukaryota; Viridiplantae; Streptophyta; Magnoliopsida; Malvales; Dipterocarpaceae. The record is from the annotation of a GenBank genome assembly.
AAACCCUCAAUAACAAUUCUUCCAGGUUAUGACAUCAUCAAAGCAUAUUGCAAAAAAUUGGUUCUCACUUUAUUUCACUAUAUCUUUCAGGGCGAAUGUAAAACACAAAAGUGGACUAAAUUAUAAACUGAGAGCACUACUUUACUAGCAUGAAUCACAAAUGACAAGCACACCAAAACCAGUCGUACCAUUACUGAUGACCCAGUAGAGGGCAGCAACAGCCUGCUACAAGCAAACCAGCAACAAGCUAGGCAGCUGGCUAUUACUCAGUUACUCCAUGGUUAACCACGAACCACUUUUAUCUUACAAAAAAUUUGGCAUCUACCACCACUUCACAGCAUCGGUCACGGACAUACUUGCUAAAACUCACAACAUUAAGCAACAUGGCGAGGUUAAAUUUGCUUAUUGAUUGAAAUUUCCGAAACAAAUAACUAAAUAGAGG